AUGAUGAUGAUAUGUGGUGGUGGUGAUAUCGCCGUCGUCGAUUGUGAUGAUGAUGAUGAUGAGACAACCCCGGCUGCAUUCUUGCGACGCAUCGAAACGCCGUGCGCGUACACCGCGAUGCGAUGCGAGUUUAUGAAUAACAACGGCGAAAAAGGUACCGUCGCGAUAGAAAGAAUCGAUUUCCACGCGAAGAGAGUAUUCGCGAGCUUAAGCGAGGAGAAACGAACCGGGUGUUUGUUCGAAAACCAUUGGCAAAAGUGCAGAGACGCUCUGGAAAAGGUGACGAGGACUGCUUUUCUCAAACGCCAAAACGCGGGUUUUAAGAAAGGGAGGUACAUGGCGACGAUUGCAAUCGAAGACGAUCGAGACGAAAAGAAAAUGAACGUGCACGCGUUAUUGACGCCGUUAAUAACAACGCGUAAAGAUGAGAAAAAAGGAGACGAAGAGGUGACGGCGCUCGAUCGAUACGCGUUACUUCGAGGCGCGCCGAGAGAGCGACCGCACGCGAAGCACACGGAGUGGGUGAAAAAGAGGGAAGGGUUAGAGAUUGAGAGGAAUGAAUGGAACGCGAGAGAAGACGUAAAAGAAACGAGGCGGAAGAGGACGUUUGUGGAGUGCGUGUUGAGUAAACGAACAACGGGAAGCGGUAGCGCUCUUCAGGAGGAGGAUUUUCAGAUUUGCGAAGGAUUGACGACAAACGUGUUCGUAUUAAAACGGGAUGAUGCGCAUUCGAACGGCGGCAGCAGAGGUGGUUUGAUACUCCAAACGGCACCAGACGCGGACGUGUUACUCGGCGUCGCUCGUCGUGCCAUCUUGGACGCUUUUCCUUCUUCGAAAAACGAUUCCGAAGAAGACGAGAAUUGCAAAGACGCAAAAAUCCGUCUCUCCUUGACCCAUCCUCUCUGGUCCGAACGCGAGACGUGGAUCGCCUUAUUCACCGUCAACUGCGUCGUCGGCGCGAAACUCUACCACGGCAUCGUCAACUCGUACACGGGAGAGGAGGUGAACUUUCCACCUCUUCCAAUCAUCAAAGAAUCCGGAGUUGAAGGACGAGAAAAAGGACUCUCUUUCCUCUUCCGAACCGCUUUCUCUUCUUCCUCUCAAAAGUCCUCGUUCCCGUUCGACCUGUUCGAAUAA
This is a messenger RNA of Bathycoccus prasinos, 1137 nucleotides long. RefSeq lists its product with no specific name. Lineage: Eukaryota; Viridiplantae; Chlorophyta; Mamiellophyceae; Mamiellales; Bathycoccaceae. The record is from RefSeq and is a predicted model, not a curated record. The transcript has a single exon. Bases 1 to 1137 code for a protein of 378 amino acids.